UACUAUGCAUGUAUGUCCACUGUGCAGGCACACAUGCAAAGAAGCUGUACGCUAAAAUUAAGAUGAUUAUUAGAUAUCAAAUUUUCCUGCUUGUGUGACAUCAAAGCUGUUAAAGUUGCCGUGCAGAGAAAAGGAUUAAACAGCAUAUGACUCAACGCUGGCAUGGAAGACUUGUCAAGAUAUUGGGGAAUCAACAGGAUCUUGUUUCUCAUAUGUUGCAUCGUCUCUAUAUUUUUACAAGCAGAAGCGAACAGCACUUCCAGGAUGGUGGGGAGCACAGUGACCCUGCACUGUACCAGUAACACAAUCGGUGACCUCCUUCAACUGACAUGGAGAAGGAAUGGGACUCAGCUGUUUAGUUUCAGGCCGCAGAAAGCCUCAAACAGCAGCUCUGUCACCUUAAACAGGUCUCCUGCUGCUGCCACCCUGAAUCUAAACAUGUCCACCUUAGAAAGCCAAUCAUAUGCACUAAUCAUAGAGAGCGCCCAGAAAAAUCACACAGGAAACUACACUUGUGCAAUGACCACAGACUCUGGAGUCAUUGAGCAGGAAUGGGAGCUUGUGAUUAUAGAGAACGCUGAAGCUGAAAGUUCGAAUAAAAUCAGCAAACUUACAACAAUUGCAAUUAUUGUACCUUCGCUAUGUUUCCUGAUCUUUAUAUUAACUGCUGUGAUCAUUCUCAGAGGAGUCUGCAAACGGCGUUCACAAGGUCGCCAGCAAUGUGGACAAAUUCAGGUUCACCCUUAUAAAUACAGGGCUGAGAGUGAUAUGAAUUGCACAGUAAAAUAAGGCAUAACUCUUUUAAACGAUCAACCACUUUAAGCAGCUUUCUCCCUGAGUGUGUUGUAAUGAAGAGCACAAUCUGUAAUUGAAGAUGCAUUGUUUUUUCUCUGGGUGAACACCAGUCAGAAUGUGACAUCAUCGAUUUGUAAUCAUAAGUUGACAGUUGACAGUACAUCCCUGUCAGUUUGUAUAGGGUGUGUAAAUCCUGAGCAAAAUAGCUUUCUUGGAGCUCCUAAAUGCACUGUUAUUCACUCACUGGCUAAUGUUGUUUUAAAUGAAUUCAGUUUUAUUUAUACAAGUCCAAAUCACACCCACAUGUCAUCUUAGGCUGCUUGUCUAGUAAGCUCAAGACGUUACAGUUUUACAGAGAGAACAAGUGCCCAUUCAUUAUGCUCUCAGUGCUGCAGUUGCGAAAGUAAAACUUUAAACUUGACGCAUUUGAACAUGAUAGGGUAGUUAGUGCGCUCAUCUCUGAUGCUGUCUCACAGUUUAAUAUAGGAGAUGCAGAGAGAACCAGAUCAAAGCGGAAUUUAUUUACUUAAUUGAAGAUUCUUGGUGAUAAAUAAGACUACACAAACCCUGAUCACUGUUUUUGUUAUCUGUGUAUGCUUUCAUUUCAUAAAUCAGACUUCAAGGCAAAUAAGUUACAAGUAUAUUUAUUGUUUUUCUCAUCACCGGGUAAAUGCAAAUGCAUGACAAUGCAAAAAACAUAGUUUAUGCUGGUGUAACCUCACAGGCGA
Molecule: messenger RNA, 1523 nt
Organism: Haplochromis burtoni (Burton's mouthbrooder)
Lineage: Eukaryota; Metazoa; Chordata; Actinopteri; Cichliformes; Cichlidae
Source: RefSeq, a predicted model, not a curated record